CCCCGGUACCGCGAUGCGGAACUUACAUCGGGCGUGCUGGCUGUUCUGGUGGGUGGGUCUGCCCAUGCUCGCGGCCUACCCCGUACCUUCGCCGCUCACCGCUGAUUCACCGUAUACUCGUUCUUCCUGGCAGUGGGAACACUACUGGAUGCGUUACGCGAUUGCUUUGUCGAGCGUCAGUGCCACGGCGUUAACUCUGGCUGGAUGUCUUUGUUGCCAGAGACACAGAAGACCCAAAGGAUUUCAGGCCAAAGCAGAAAAGUGCAAUCAGGAAUUCAAAGAUGGAAGCAGUACUGGACAGGGAAGUGCGUUUGAUCGAUCCAUUGAAGGUUUGGAAUUGGAUGCCUCUAGGACAUUAGCCGCUUCCGAAAGGGUUCAAUUUGAACCUCUACCAGUGGAAUCUAUCGUAUCCGGAAAUAGAAAUACUCCGAAGCAUAAAGCAAUACCUUUAUCAGCGCCGCGUAUCGAGGAUCAAGAUACAGAUCGCUCUAUCCUGCAGGAACCAUGUAGUGAUUGGUUCAACUCCAAUGAGCUUUACGUUCCUAGAGAGAAACUGAAAUAUCUCAGAGAAAUAGGUCAUGGAUGGUUUGGAAAGGUCGUCGAAGGUCGAGCAGAUUUGGAGCAAUCGAAGGGCGUCUCGAAAUCGGGUGGCGUAGUAGUGAGGAUCCUCACCGAAGAAGCUACCACCAAAGAGAAGGCCUGGUUUCUCGGCGAAGCCACGCCGUAUUUGAAGCUACGCCACCAAAACGUCUUGUCUCUACUCGGUUUCUGUCUGGAAACUGACCCGUACCUUCUGCUGUUUGAAUCGUGUCCAGCUGGCGAUCUAAAAGGUUUCUUAUUAUCGAACCGUGAUACCAAAUCGAGAGAAGCACUCGAGAAGGAAAAUGUUCCGAUACGAAUUGCGAUAGAGAUCGCAGCUGGUUUGAAGCAUAUGCACAGCCACGGCUUUGCGCAUACCGAUCUCUCCGCAAGAAAUUGUUUGGUUGCUCCUGACUUGUCAGCCAAGCUAGGUGAUUAUGGUACCGGUGUCGAAAAGUAUCCCGAAGAUUAUUAUAUAGUGGGAGAUCGAGCUUUGCCCAUCAGAUGGUCUGCGCCGGAAAGUCUGAACUGUACAGAUACCACCAUCGAAACGCAAGAGAUUACGCUACAGGCCAAUAUGUGGAGUUACGCGGUUCUUCUUUGGGAAAUUGCUAGUUGGGGAGAAAGACCUUACAACGAUAUGAAUGACGAGCAGGUCAUUCAGAUGAUCCUAUCUUUAAAAAGCCAAUUUUUGCCAAACGGCACGCGAUUGCUGCAAAGUUAUCUCACUAGUUGUGCGCCGAAUGUAUUCCAAGUGAUUCGCUUGUGUUUGAAUGUUAAUGCGAAAGACAGGCCCUCCUUGGAUGACAUUAAGCAGAUCCUUCUGAAUGAACAUUCGGCAUAUGUAGAUUUCGAGCAACGAUGGGAGAGUCUACGUGCGAACACUUGCAAACAAAAUGUGCGCAGUGCUAGCUUACAAGAUCUACGUGGUAGUAUCGAUUCUGAUUACUGGACUCAUAUCGUUGACGAUGCGCAGAUCACAGACUCGUUACAAUCUUCGUUUCGUCUUGGUCCCGACGAACAAGUGAGGAAUAUCCCCAGAAUGAAGACCGCGCUAUUUCAAGAGUCUGGUUCGGAAACCGAGGAGGAAAGUUGGAAGGGCCGUAUCGAACAAGGUGUCUAUACCGAAAAAGUUAAGCAAAAGUCGAAAUCUGUGACUGAUCUUAUGGUGCUUGUACACAUUGAUCCCGACUCCGACGCGGAAUGGUCAUUGGGAGCGCAAACAUCACAAGACAAGAAUGUCAAGAAGAAAUUAUCUGUGACCGGCAGCGACAGCGAUCUCAGGCAUACCGUGCCCGCGGAUGAGUUCGACGAGGCAUUGAAAAAAUUACGAGAUCCUUUGCCGAGCAACGCUACCAAUAAAGUUCGAUCUCUGGAAAACUUGGAACGACCGAAACUGCUAACUCUUACCACAGAUCAGGGCCAGACGCCGAUCCUACGUCUUUCUCUGAACACGGAAAAAAUUCCGGAGAGUAGUGAGAGUAAUGGCGCACAAUUUAACGCAAGCACGGAUAGCAUGCAGCGCGGCAAUGAGAAGCACGUACUGAGACUUUUGUCGAAGGGAGAUCCGGACUUACCCCUUCUUCGCUAUGUACCUGACCAAACGUCCUACGUUGAAGAAGUAAAGGAGAAAAGAGAGAAUCACGGGGCGCCCGAUAUACUCCUUGUCACUAAGGAGGACAGCGACACUUGUAAUAAUUUUGUCUCGAAUAAUGCCGAGACGAAUAAUACGGUAGACGUUUUAUUAUGGAAUCACGCAUUAGAUUCCGCUUUAGAGCACAAAGUACCAGGUUUCUCAGACGAGGCGGAAUUUAACGAAUAUAUAGAUGCAUCAGCUGAGCAAAGUAAUGCCAGUGCACCUGAACUGACCGUGACUGCCGUAUCCACGCCAGACGCGCCACAGUUUUGUAACGCCUAUUCGAUUUAUACCGUCGAUGAUAGCUUUUCUACGAUAGAGAAUACGGAAAUAGAACGAAAAUUAUUGCCAAAUGAUGACGAGGAAGAGAGGAAGCAAUUAUCCACGCCGGACGAUGAACAGAGUUCCGAUUCGGGUUUCCGAGACAAAGAAUCUUGCGAGGAAGAGGAAGCAAUCUGUUCAACAUCCGGUAAUCCUCUGGCUUCAUCCAAUAGCACUGCAGUCUCCAGAUCGUCGUAUUCCGAAGAAGAGCCAUUCCAAAUUCUAUUUGAGCUAGAUACUAUUCUCGACGCGGAAUAUUACGCCACGCCCGGUGGGCCUGAAAGUAUAACUGAAGGAAUUUCUACAACUGAUAUCGAAAGACUCGUAUCGCCUUCGAAACAGAAUACUUCCAAUAUGAAUCACGUUUCUAUUAAAAUCGAUGGUACCGAUACCGAUUUGACUCAGAUGAGCGAUAUGGAAGACAGUCCGCUAAAUCGAAUAAGAGAUAAUAUACUAGAAGAAAAUAUAAUAGAAGAUAAGAUGGAAAAGGGAAACAUGACUCCUGAAAAAAGACAGAAUUUCAAGACCAAAGGUGAUGUUCAUCAAUCUCACGACUUAGAAACAGAUGUACAUGUCUUAAAAUCAGAUGCUCAACGAGAUGAACAAUACUCGCAAGAGGAUUAUGAAAACGAGGAUGAGGAUAGUUCGACGGUGAGCUUACGUAGCGACAAUUCGUACGUGUCAUUCAGCAUGGAAGAGGAAUUUGUAACGGCGAUUCGUAACGAACUCAGGGAGAAGUUGCCUCAGGCUCAGAUGCAGAUCGUAGAAUCCUUGGAAGCACACGACGACGAAAAUCCUUCCAUCUCGGAUGACGCAUACGGUAAACAAUGGGAUGAUGAAGAUAACGAAGAUUCAUCCAAUCAAGUUAGCGGGGGUGUAGAUAUCUCGAUCAGGUACAACGUAUAUGGGACACCGCUUAGUCCUAUCUUAGAGGAGCGAGAAAGUACCGUCACUUCCGAGUCUUUAAUGUCGAACUCUAGAGACGCAUCUGUUGCUUCGAGGGAGUCAAUACCGUCCGAAGAUGUGCUGUUGGUGGACACUCGCACAAAUGAAAUGAUACUGUUAGAAGGACGAUUGCAGGAUGAAGAUCGAGACACAACGAAUGGCGAUCUGUCCGAGGAGGAAAAUUUAGAUUACACUUGUUCAACAACACGUCCGUUAGAGGAUAAGUCGCGUAUCGUGAAAACGAGCGGAGGUGCACCAUUACCAAGCCCCGAGGAAGAAUCCAAGUGGCAACAGUUACCUUCGUCCUUCCCACUACCUUUGCCUCUACCAUUACAGGAUGAUUUGAUGUCGACGAGUUUCGUCACCGAACGCGAAUGCUGUAGUCAAGAUGAGGACGAAGAGGAAGAGGAGGAAGAGGAGGAAGAAGAGGAUGAAGAUGGAGAGGAAGAAGACGAAGAUAACAGUUCCAGUUCCGGUGAAUUUGUAUGGAAGAGAUAUAACGAACCACAUAUCGAGCAGAUACGAAUCAGAAGUACUGUGAAUAAUGACGAAGCGAAUACGACGACAAAUGUUGAAUUAGAAGAGGAAUUGGCCGUUGAGGAUGAAGAAGAGGAGGAAGAAUUCACGCCUUCGGCCUGGAAUGCCGCUUUAGCACCACAUCGAUCAGCAUUGAGGUCUCCGGACAAAACGUUAAAAUCAGGGGAUGAGUUGGAUCAGAAGAAAAGCGUGUGGUUCAAGAAACAACGUUAUCAUUGCGUGUACGAGUACCCGAAAGAAACAAUACCCGCGGAGAAUCAAGCAGAUACUAUAACCAACUCGGAACCGACAUUAUAUUCUGAUUGGGAAGAAAUGAUGAAUGAACCGCGACUAGAUCUAUAUCCUUUAGAUUAUGACGAUGCCAAUCAUACUGGAAACGAAGAAUUUUUUGUGACUAGUUCCAAUCGACCCUUUCAAACUGGCGAAAGUAAAUAUGUCAGCCAAUUCUUUCCUGGCGCGAAUACAGUUUUAUCCGACGAUCGAGAUGAAACUGAUAGUUGCCGACAAGAGCCACAUCAAAACAAUAUUGAUUUCGCGCACGAACAUGACCAAUGUCAGCAACAACAGUUAGGAGAGUUAAGGCACACCAGAGAUCGUCUGAAGUUAAAUUUGAUAUCGUCAAACGGUACACCGUCCGCCCCGUUCGUUCCUACGAGACAAUCGCACGCGGACGACGAGCAAUUAAACAUUAAAGAGAAUCACGAAUCAGAACUAGAGAAAGUCAUCACGCAGAAUCAAUGUAUCUUGUCGAGUCCAAUGAACGAUGAAAACGCAUUGCCAAAGGUGCCUCACGAAGAUGUCCAGAUCGGUCCAUCUUCUACAAGAAUUUCUCAGUGUGAUAAUCAAGAGAAAACGCUGGAACCCACCGAGAAGUGUAGUGUUUUAGCUCGUGACUAAAAUGAGACUAAAGUCUGUAAUGAAGUUUUAGGGAAGACAAUUUAGCCCAAGUCCGUCCGAAGCAAUCUCGUCGUGAAAAUGUGGUGAUCCUCUUUGCUAAUACACGCGAUUCGGUUGAUUAUCACCGAUGAGAUUAUUAAUACAACACGAAUCUCGAACAAAUGUACAUAAGAAGGCUGUAGUGGAUAUUACUUGAUGCUAUAAAGGUCGAUCAGUUGUCUAAUGGAUCUUGUUAGCGGUGUUGUUAUGACUAUUCUGUAGCAAAUACGGAAAAACGUGUCAAUAUAGAGAUAGUCACGGCUUUAUAUUAUUAAUAAAGCUUUCUAUCCGCAUGACGGUUUUAGUCACAAAUAGAACGGAUAGAAGGAAAUAAGCAACGGAGAAUUAAGUAAGAACAAAGGGGCUAUGUAAAAAGUGGACAUAUACGAGUAUUAAUUCUAGACAAUCGGUUUGUAGAAGCCACAUCGAAUUAAGAUGAACAAUUCGUUACGCGUGUAAAUAAUUAUUGUUUAUAGUGUAAUUGUUAAACGAGCAGUAGUGCCUAUGUAGAAUGACAUGAUUAUUUUUGUGACUCUUCUAUAAGAGAUUAUAACCGUCUUUCACAUUA
Molecule: messenger RNA, 5522 nt
Organism: Pogonomyrmex barbatus (red harvester ant)
Lineage: Eukaryota; Metazoa; Arthropoda; Insecta; Hymenoptera; Formicidae
Biological process (GO): protein phosphorylation
Molecular function (GO): protein kinase activity; ATP binding
Source: RefSeq, a predicted model, not a curated record